UUUAUUCUUAAGAGAGAGUAAGAGUAGGGCACCGCAACCGUCUCAUCUUCGAAGAGCUUCUCAGGCAACUUGCACGAAGGAUCAACCGAAAAAUUCGGCAGAAAAGAAGUCAUGUAUGAACAGUUAAAGAUCUGGAAUUGUUAGUGAGAUAAAAGAGGAGGCGGAUAUCUCGAUUGGAGUUGGAUUCCCUCUUGCCCUAAUCCCGAGCACUGCUGUUCUGUCGAACUGUUUUUUGGUCGACACCAUUUCUGGAAUUGGAAGCUUUAGAUCUGUGUUUUAACGGACCGUGGAGAUACGGGGAGUCGGCUAACGUUUUCGACGUUGUGGCGGAUUGUUUUGAUUAGGGUUUCAUAUCUUGGUUUUGGCCCUUUGGGAGGUGGAUCGAGGGGUUUCUGGCUGAUCGGCUUGGGAUCCGCUGUCCGGGUUGGAGAUACUGUGUUUUUCUAGGAUUGGGGCUUGGUUUUUUGCUUGAUGGUAGGGAUUUGAGCGGAGACAUCGAGUAGGACGGCGUACUAGAUUUUACGGAAGUUGAGCUUUGAUUGGCAAGCUGAUGCUGUUGAUUUUUAUUAUGUUGGUGCUGUUAUUGUUUCGGUUGGUUUGAGGAGAGUUUUGAGUGCAGCCAGAUGGUGGAUGUUGUAUGGAAUGAUACCUCACCGUGCAAAGGGGAUUUCUUUAACGAUUGAGUUACAGUUGUUGGUUUUUGGCCGCUUGAUUGUCCUCUUUUUCAUUUAUUUGCCUGGUUUUGGCGUGGGGAGGAGGUUUUGGCUUGAGCUUUGAUUCCCUGGGACGAAAUAAGAAUGUUUUGAAGCUGGAAAUGAACGAGAGGACAUGGUGGAUGGACAAGAACAAGGCUGCUGGUCCGUUUUUGUAUUGGGACAGCUGUGCUGUAUACUAGUAGGUGUAGAUCGAGGGUCACCGUGCGAUGUCUCGUUGCUUUCCAUUUCCGCCACCAGGAUAUGAGAAGAAACCUGAAGCCGAGAACCUAGAUUUGUUAACGAAGGAGAAACGCAAAGAGAAGAAGCAUAAGAAAGAGAAGAAGGAUAAGGAAAAAAGAGAGCACAAAGAGAAGAAAGAGAAAGAUAGAAGCAAAGAUAAACGUAAGGAGAAGAAAGAUAGAAAAGAAAAGCACAAAGACAGGAAAAAAGAUAAGGAUGUUGAGAAAGGAAAGUCAUCAGAAGAUAAAAGAGCCGAAGAUGGAAAUGAGGGAACUCACAACCGAGAAAGCUUGCAGAAGGAAGAAGUUAAGGAUUCCAAGCUUGCAGAAGAGUUGGACAGGAGAACUAGAUUUAAUGGAGCUGAUAAUCAAAUGGUUGCCGUUACAAGCUCCAUUCCUAAAAGAAUUGAACCAAUGGGUGUCAUUCGUCCUUCUCUCGAGAAGGACAUCAGAGUUGCUGAGAAAAAAGUAUUCCCUGUGCCUACCGGUUCAUCUCAAAGAAAUGAUGGAAGUAGCCUAUCUAUCGAGAACUCAACAAUUUCUCCUCAUAGAAGAAUUGGGAAUAUCAGCACUGCAACUUCCACGGAUCAGGGAAGAACCAAAUCUCAUGAAAGGUUCACUGUUGGCUUCAACGCUGAUCAAAUCCGAAAUCAUGGAAUCUCUCGAUCAAUGGAAGGUAUUUCGAUGCUACCUCAUAGGAAAGCUGAAUACUCUACUUCUGGAAUGGAGAAGGAAAAAUUUUCCGAAAAAUUUUUCGCUCCAAUUUCUGUUGCACCUCCAAUUGAUAAUAAAGGAAAACUCGGUGCAAAAGUUGUGGCUUCACAUUCAGCGUCGAUUAAAGGAAAAAAUGAUUUGUUGGGGCAUCCAGUCGAAAGUCUCUCCUCCUCCAUUCGCAGCAAAACUGAGUCCAACUCUGUUAUUCAAAGCAGAGUGGAUGGCUUGGGCUCUGUACCUGCUGUCGAUAAGGAAAGAGCUAAAGGCAGUGGAAUUUUCCCACACCCACUCAGUUCAGAGCAAAGAAGAAACACCACCAUUUUUCCACCAGUUCAGAGGGACAAAAACCAAAGGUUUGACAAGGACAAAGAACAUACUGCAACGAAGAAGAAUAAACCGAAGGAUGCUGAUAAGCAUUCUAAAGAGGAGGCGGAGAAAAUAACGGAGAAGGUUGCAGUGAUUGAAAAUAAUAAGAUUAGAAACAUUGGGAAGAAGGAUCAAAUCGAAGCUCUUAACAACAAGCUUUCUGCCCCUCAUAAAGACAAUACAGCUGAUAGUAGAGAUGUUGAUGAAACUAGUAAUAAAAGGAAGAAUGUCAAGAUCAAUGGCUUUAUGUUGGAAAAUGAUGCGAGGCCUAACAAGAUGCCGAGGAUGAUGGCCUCCUCACCCUCCCAACCUCUUGCCGGCCUUCCAUUGAAACCGGAUAGAAUAUUAUUAGAUUAUAAGGAUAAAGUGUUAAAUGGCUCUGCAAAGCCUCAGCUGUUGCCGGACGGAAACGGCGAUGUUUCUUUGAAACCCCCUCACCCUGAUUCAAAGUACCUCGAGCAGAUAUACACGGUGCCGAAAAUGGAGCUGUUGCCCGAGAACGGGGAUAUGGAAUGGCUGUUUAGUUGCGGCGAUUCUUCUCAGCAGAAGCCUAAGAGAUCGUCGCUGCCGCCUGUGAGCGACGAAAGUAUAAGCCCUCGGGUUUGGUCUAAGGCCUUGUGGAUCGAAUCGGCUGAUGUCCUCGCUCUGCCCUAUGUAGUCCCAUUCUGAGGGGUACCGUGAUCUCGAAGGUAUGUGGCAAAGUGAAAUACAGUAAUAUCUCUGUUUUUCAGUUGUUUGGGGUCUCUGGACAUGUAGGCAAGCAGUGACGCUUUAUUGUUCUUGUUCUGGGCUCUAAAUGGGAUUGGGAUCUCAAAGUCGUUAGAUUUGCUUCGAGAUGAGUGUAGUAACAUAUGGGAGGAAGCAAUCUAGAUUUAUAUUACAUUUAUCUCAAAAGCAGAGGAGAGGAGAGGAGAGGAGGGGGGAAAAAAAUUUUGUAUCAGGAUACUCUGACCAAUAAUAAGUGAUUACAAUGGGAUCUCAAAGCCGAUAGAUUUACUUUGAGAUUGGUGUAAUAUUAAUUAUUUAUUUACUAUACUCAUCUCAAAAUAGAUCUAUAAUCUUUUAGUCUCAUUCUGGCCAAAAUUUUGAUUAGGAUAUCCUGACCCCAUUUUUUU
This is a messenger RNA of Phalaenopsis equestris, 3129 nucleotides long. RefSeq names its product myb-like protein X. The record is from RefSeq and is a predicted model, not a curated record. Bases 923 to 2683 code for a protein of 586 amino acids. The transcript has 3 exons. NCBI's taxonomy places the organism in Eukaryota, Viridiplantae, Streptophyta, Magnoliopsida, Asparagales, Orchidaceae.